AUGGCGUCCCACGAACAAAACAUGCCGUUUAUCAAAAACCUCGCCUCCAGCGACCGCAAGCUCCGAACACAGGCCCUGACCUCCCUCCAAACCUUCCUCGGCUCCCACCGCUCCCUCACCCGCAUCGACGCCCUCAAGCUCUGGAAGGGCCUCUUCUACGCAAUGUGGAUGUGCGACCGCGCCGUCCCGCAACAGAACCUCGCCGCCGAGCUCGCCUCCCUGACCGCCUGCCUCCAGAACGCCGACGUCCCGGCCUGGCUCUCCGCCUUCUACGAGACAAUGUCCAAGAACUGGACCGACAUCGACGUCCUGCGCAUGGAAAAGUUCCUCCUCCUCGUCCGCCGCACCUUCGCCUCGGGCCUGACCUGGGUCAAGGAGGGCGACUACGCCGAGGGGCGUGCCGACGCGCUCGCCGGCGUGCUGGCCGAGUGGCCCUUCGAGGUCGAGGGCGACCUGCGCAAGGUGCCCAUCGGUCUGCGCCUGCACGGCGUGGACAUCUGGGUCGACGAGCUCGAGAGGACGGAGAUUAUCAAGGAGGACGCCAGCGAGAAGGCUGUCGCGUUCGCCAAGAGGGUCAGCAAGCUCGUCGAGCCGUUGAAGAGGUCGCCCAUCAAGACUGUCCGCGUCAAGGCGGCCGAGUCGCUGGAGGACGACAGGCUGCCUUGGGUCGAGUCCCAGGAGGAGGACAAGGACGGCGCGGAAGAGGAGGACGACGGCGAGUGGGGUGGCUUUGACGACAAAUGA
Molecule: messenger RNA, 744 nt
Organism: Colletotrichum chrysophilum
Lineage: Eukaryota; Fungi; Ascomycota; Sordariomycetes; Glomerellales; Glomerellaceae
Exons: 2
Coding region: 1-744 (247 amino acids)
Biological process (GO): rRNA processing
Cellular component (GO): preribosome, small subunit precursor; nucleus; preribosome, large subunit precursor
Source: RefSeq, a predicted model, not a curated record